Molecule: messenger RNA, 351 nt
Organism: Aureobasidium namibiae CBS 147.97
Lineage: Eukaryota; Fungi; Ascomycota; Dothideomycetes; Dothideales; Saccotheciaceae
Product: putative agmatinase 3
Exons: 1
Molecular function (GO): agmatinase activity; metal ion binding
Source: RefSeq, a predicted model, not a curated record
GUAGAAGGUAUUGUCGAGAGAAUAAUCGCACGCGUGGGAAGAGAUACACCGACUUACCUUAGCAUUGACAUCGAUGUGCUCGAUCCUGCUUUUGCACCUGGCACGGGUACGCCUGAGGCUGGUGGAUGGUCAACUCGUGAGCUUAUUCGUAUUUUACGUGGGAUUGAGGGGUUGAAUAUCGUUGGGGCUGAUGUUGUGGAGGUUUCGCCUGCUUAUGAUGGGCAUGGAGAUGUGACGGCCAUUGCUGCGGCGCAGAUUGUCUAUGAAGUUGUGACUAGUAUUGUGAAGCGAGGAUUGUCGGACAAGAAUCCCGCGGCUGCACAUUUUGGAGAGGUCAGGGACGAACUAUAG